Cylicocyclus nassatus is the source of this 753-nucleotide messenger RNA. NCBI's taxonomy places the organism in Eukaryota, Metazoa, Nematoda, Chromadorea, Rhabditida, Strongylidae. The record is from the annotation of a GenBank genome assembly.
AACACACUUGAGUAUGUAAAGGACUCAUCCGUUUACGUUGUUGCGAGUGUUAUUUUCGCAAAGAUGAAGAGCCCUUCACAAAGUUGCUUGUUGUUAUUAGCAUUUGCGGGCAUCUGCAAUGCUUCGCUUAUUUCUAUUUCUGCAAGAGAAAUGAGCAAAAACGUUGUACCACCAGCAAAAUACGAUUACGAAGCGUGCCUGGACAACAUCUUUGAUAAUGCUCAGCUGAUCUUCAACAAAAAUCUUGGACUUGAUUCAGCACUGAAUUGGAAAAAUGCCACAGGACUUGCCGAGCAAGUUCACCAGAUCAUCGACAAGGGUGUGGAUAGCUUUAUACAAGUGUGCAAUGCCCGUCAAGCCUAUGCUUAUCAGCUUGGUAACACCUAUCCCUUUUGCCUAAAUCGCUUCUACCUCCUCAAUCGUGAUGCUACACCCUUCACUGAUGCUGUCACCUACGUCCACAUGUAUAAACAUCUGGAAUUUAUUUGCAGCACGGGAUUCGAUGUAUAUCAAAUGAAUCUUCCAUGCAUCAUCACCGCUGAACACACAGAUGGAACCCUAUACCAAGCAUGUUUCUACAAAUUUCAGCAAAUAGUGCAAAAUAAUCCUUAUCGAUAUUGCGAAGCCAGUGAGUCGUUUGUGCUGUGCGUCAGGGAUUUCUUUACCGAACAUUGUGGUGCUCCGACUGGAUGGGUGCAAUGCGAAAAGGAACGCAUUGGAUUCGCUUACGAUUGUCCAGGACUCAGUUGCUAA